Molecule: messenger RNA, 958 nt
Organism: Sorex araneus (European shrew)
Lineage: Eukaryota; Metazoa; Chordata; Mammalia; Eulipotyphla; Soricidae
Gene: FGF16
Product: fibroblast growth factor 16
Exons: 3
Coding region: 178-801 (207 amino acids)
Biological process (GO): positive regulation of endothelial cell chemotaxis to fibroblast growth factor; positive regulation of protein phosphorylation; animal organ morphogenesis
Cellular component (GO): cytoplasm
Molecular function (GO): growth factor activity; fibroblast growth factor receptor binding
Source: RefSeq, a predicted model, not a curated record
GGCCCCACGCUCCCUACAGCUGAGAAGUUCCUUGGACGCCAGCAGACUCCGGCUGCUGCGAGGCAGAGCGCGGCGCGAGCGGGCGAGCCAGGAGCACCGUUGGAUCGCCCGCGCCCGCUGCGGGAAACGGCAGUUCGCGCCCCGCGGUCCCGGCUCAGCCCCGAGCGCCCACCAGCCAUGGCGGAGGUGGGGGGAGUGUUUCCCUCUCUGGACUGGGAUCUGCACGGCUUUUCCUCGUCUCUGGGGAACGUGCCCUUAGCUGACUCCCCAGGUUUCCUGAACGAGCGCCUGGGCCAGAUCGAGGGGAAGCUGCAGCGCGGUUCGCCCACAGACUUCGCCCACCUGAAGGGGAUCCUGCGGCGGCGCCAGCUCUACUGCCGCACCGGCUUCCACCUCGAGAUCUUCCCCAACGGCACUGUGCAUGGCACUCGCCUCGACCACAGCCGCUUCGGGAUCCUGGAAUUUAUCAGCUUGGCUGUGGGGUUAAUCAGCAUCCGAGGAGUGGAUUCUGGCCUAUACUUAGGAAUGAAUGAGCGAGGAGAGCUCUAUGGGUCGAAGAAACUCACACAUGAAUGUGUUUUCCGGGAACAGUUUGAAGAAAACUGGUACAACACCUAUGCUUCCACCUUGUACAAACACACGGAUUCGGAGAGACAAUAUUAUGUGGCCCUGAAUAAAGACGGCUCACCCCGAGAGGGAUACAGGACUAAACGACAUCAGAAAUUUACUCACUUUUUGCCCAGGCCAGUAGAUCCUUCUAAGUUACCUGCCAUGUCCAGGGACCUCUUCCGCUAUAGGUAACAAACCCCUAGUGUGACCCCCGUGACCCAUGUACUGUGGGGCCAUGGCUGUCUUUGCAAGCACCAUACUCAUAGCUUUGUCAAUCCUCUUCCUAUCAAUUUAGAUAACUGAGAAGCACUUACUGUUCAACCCAGCUGUUCCUCCUGUUCAAAGUGUA